UAUUUUUUGACAAAACAAGUGUCAGUUCACUUGACAGUUGAAACAUUAACUGAGGUUAUGUUACUGUUUAUUUGCGAGUUCAAAAUUGUAUCUGCAUCUGCCUAAAAUUUUGUCAAAACAAAUAUUUCUGCUGUAUAGACAAAAUAAUAGGAACAAUGUCAGCUCACUCAGCCCCGGGCACCGCAAUGGACUCAUUGAGCGCGGCACUGAAAUGCAACAUCAUCCCGAACCAGGAAUACCUCCUCCAAGGCUCCGUUCUAGACCAAUACGUCGAAGUGCUGCUCCACAGACUGCGCGGUCUUUGCGACAACGUGGACAGCGGCCCCGAAUCAUUCCACGAUCACGAGUUAUGCUUUACUCUGAGAGCUGCUAACACUGGUACACCAAUGGUGCUCCCGCUGCGAGUUAGAAGAGCCCUGGACGUUAGCGAUGCCCCUUUUCAACUGCGAUACGUGGGCCAGCAGGAACUAGGAGACAAGAGCCGACCUACUGUCGUCAGAUCCAGCAUAGACAUGGCUUGUAGUUCUACAAUCAUAGAUUUCUUGACCGAACUCGGAUGUAGAUUGGAUUUUGAGUACAUAGCAAGAGGAUACAUGUUCAGAAAAGGAAGAAUGAAAAUCACAGUAUCAAAGAUAUUCAAAAUGGGCGGCAGUAAACCUGGUGAAGGUGUAGAGGCCAUUUCGCAGAGUUAUUUGGUAGAGUUAUCUGUGCUAGCACCGUCUGGGCAAGACGCUAUUGGUGAGGACAUGAGGAUAUUUGCAGAACAGUUGCGGCCACUUGUACAGCUUGAGAAAAUUGAUUAUAAAAGACUGGGAAAUAUGGCAAUGUGAAAUGUUUCUUUAUAUAAGUUAAUCUUAAGUUCGUGUAAUUGUUUUUUAAAAUAAAGUGAUGAUCACACUUU
This is a messenger RNA of Acanthoscelides obtectus, 901 nucleotides long. NCBI's taxonomy places the organism in Eukaryota, Metazoa, Arthropoda, Insecta, Coleoptera, Chrysomelidae. The record is from the annotation of a GenBank genome assembly.